Molecule: messenger RNA, 1000 nt
Organism: Chenopodium quinoa (quinoa)
Lineage: Eukaryota; Viridiplantae; Streptophyta; Magnoliopsida; Caryophyllales; Amaranthaceae
Product: protein arv1 homolog
Exons: 2
Coding region: 170-829 (219 amino acids)
Biological process (GO): regulation of plasma membrane sterol distribution; intracellular sterol transport; sphingolipid metabolic process
Cellular component (GO): Golgi apparatus; cortical endoplasmic reticulum
Source: RefSeq, a predicted model, not a curated record
UUUUUUUUUUUUUUUUUGAAAAACCAAAAAUUUGAAGAAAGAGAAAGAGAAUGUUCACCGUUUGAGAAUUGGAAAUCUGAAGCUCUGAGCUCAUACACUACCGAAGUUUCUUUGGUCCAGGUACACAUUGAUAGAGUUCAAUUAAGGAUUCAAAUAAAAUAGUGUCAAAAUGGAUCCUCGGUGUGUGAAGUGUGGUCGUGGGAUUGAAAAGCUCUACAUACAAUAUUCUCCGGGAAAUAUCCGGCUCUUAAAAUGUGGUGACUGCAAGUCAGUUGCCGAUGAAUACAUAGAGUGUGAUCUCUUGAUUCUCAUCAUUGACUUGAUCCUUCACAAGCCUCAAGCUUAUAGGCACUUGCUCUUCAACGUGCUUCGCUGCAAAAAUUUAGAUUUUGACACCUUAUUGUUCAAAUCAUCUUUCUUUUUCCUCUUACUUGAUGCUUACAAGUUGUGGAUUUUGAAUGGAACCUCAGAAGAACGGUCAGUUUUGAGCUUGGGAUGGAAGACUUUAGGUUGUUCUCUUUUAGAGAAUUUGGCCUUCUUCUGUGUUUUUGCUGUAUUUUCGAAGAGAUAUUUGACUUUUGUAGAGGGCUUUUCUGGGUACAAAGAUGUGUUACUCACCAUGGUUGUUUCAAGUUACUUGAAGAUUUAUAUGUUGUCCAUGUUGGUCUGGGAAUUUCCUACUUCAGUGGUUUACAUUGUUGAUUUGUUUGUUAUGUCAUCAAAUCUGGUAGCUUUGCGGGUGAUCUCUAAGUCAUCUUUUACUAGAUGUGUCGGAUUAUGCCUCGGUGCUCAUGCCCUAAAGUUCUUUGUGCACUGGAUGCUGAAAUAGUUAUAAUGUUCCUGUUGUAGAUUUUGGGUCAUUCCUUCAUACUUCAAUAUUUGUGUGGUUAUUGAAAUUAUCUAGAGAGAACACUCAUUUUUUAAUGCUAAUUGAAUGAAAUACUCUGAUCUAGAAGAAAAUUUUGUUUAUUAUGUGGCUCUUUGAGCACAAUUUUUGCAA